Leptosia nina is the source of this 720-nucleotide messenger RNA. NCBI's taxonomy places the organism in Eukaryota, Metazoa, Arthropoda, Insecta, Lepidoptera, Pieridae. The record is from the annotation of a GenBank genome assembly.
AUGCGUUUUGCGUGUUCUAUACUAAUUUCUUCCUUUUUAGUAGUAUUAGUUUCUGGAGCGAUUGAUCCGCGAAAUUUAAAAUGUCUAGUGUGUCGGACAACCUUCGAAGAGCUCAACAGAGCGAUAAUGAAGGUGGAUAAAUGGAAAAAAGUGGACGUUGGCAACUUCAGAAUGGAUGCAGAUGGCAACACUAUGCAACAAAAGGUGCCAGCGCAUAGAUCUGCUGUUUUCAUUUCUGAACUCAUUGAUGGAAUUUGUAAGAAAAUGGAUGACUAUGUCCGUGUAUACUACAAAUCUACUGGUAAAUUGGCUAUAAUGCAGCUGAUCAUGGAGGGGGGCGGUAUGAACCCAGAGUUCUCUAAGACCAAGUUUGUCACUGAUGAUGAUUUGAAUAAGAGCUUAGAGUAUUAUUGUGAACGCAUGUUUGAAGAAAAUGAAGAUGAAAUAACUGAUUUGUAUAAGAAGAGACCGCACGAUGAUAUUAUGCCUGAUGCGGAGAAGGAGAUAUGUUUCAACCACGCCAAGUACUGUGAAGACUGGAUGCUGCCCAACGAAGAAGACACCACGUGGACCGCUGAGAUGGAGAAGGAGUACGUCAAGAUCCACGGACCAGACCCCUACGGGUUCAGUGGGGGCCUAGGCGGCAUGGGGAUGGACCAGCCGACCCCCGACGCUGAUGAUGAAGGAUACGAUGACACUGAUGCCAAGGAGGAGCUGUGA